Molecule: messenger RNA, 996 nt
Organism: Prorocentrum cordatum
Lineage: Eukaryota; Dinophyceae; Prorocentrales; Prorocentraceae
Source: the annotation of a GenBank genome assembly
UCCGAGUUGCGAUGGAGUGGUACACGCACCCAUCUUCAUGAGUGGCAGAAGACGUUGGCCUUCAGGAUCACCUUCUGCUUCUUCGGCGUGCCCGCUGCGCUGCUGCUCCUGUACGGGCUCUUUGGGUUUGUCUGGCACGCCGGAGCACCCAUGAGCUGUGGCUCUGGUGCUUACUUGGGUUGGACCUGGACGCGACAGAGUCUACCUGGGACUGGUCGCGCUCAUGUGUAUCAUGCCUGCCCUGGCUCUUUGCAUGGCUUUCCAGGAGCUCCACGGUCAUUGGAAGGCCGGCCACGAAAACUCCGAAAUGGUGGUAACGUAUGUAGCCCCGCUGGGCGUCAUGCUGGUUGCGCUUUUCGGGCUCUGCAGUCCCCAGAUGCCUCCGAACGGCUGGGACCAGGAACAACUGGACGGUCUUGUCUUCGCGCGCUCUUGGUUUGAGUGCUUCCGGUCGAACGACAUUUUUGGUCUGCGGCUGGUUGAUGCGCUGUGGAAGGCCCAGAACGGGAAGCCCGAGGAGCUAUUGACAUUUCUUGGGAGUGCUGAGGAGGUUGCAGUCGUCAUGCACGUGUGCUCUGAGCCUAGGGAGGACGCGAAGCAGGUGUAGUGCCCUCCUCCUUUGCCACCCCCUGUCGGCCUGCUUCUCUAGUGCCCUUCAGUGCCCCUCUACUUGGCUGAUUGGAGGUCCAAGGUGGCCCAAGCGACGAUUAGCCUCAGGGUGGCAAAGCUUCCUCUUCCCUGCCUUCUCCCCCGUCCGCCGCUCCAGCUCCCUCUUCGUUCGCCCCCCCCCCCCCCAGCCUUCUUCGCCAGUGCGUUGUUCUACUUGCCUGGCUGGAGGCCCAGCUGGCAUACCGCAGAGGUCACCCAGCGCCAACGGGGGCUGUCAAACAAGAAGAGGGUGCCUGCCCCUUGUUCACGGGUAGCCUGAGCCAGGGAUGGGACAGCUCACGCUGGAACUCAGGUGGAGGAGCACGAGAGCGCUCACAAACUCGUUCA